This is a messenger RNA of Yamadazyma jaroonii, 1992 nucleotides long. The record is from the annotation of a GenBank genome assembly. NCBI's taxonomy places the organism in Eukaryota, Fungi, Ascomycota, Pichiomycetes, Serinales, Debaryomycetaceae.
AUGAAUGUAUUGAAACAGAUACUUCCACCAAUAGAACAGCCAAAGCCGAAGCAAGCAGGCGAUGGAUUCGGCGAAGACGAUGGAAGUAAUACCGUCAUAUCUCCAUCCGAUGAAAAAAAUGGCUCAAUUGAUUCACAUAAUAGUGAGAAUGUCGAAGACUUUGAAAACCUUAUACAGUUCCUCCAUGGAACUUAUCCUAAAGAUUUGAUCCUUGAAAAGAUACGGACAAUUCCUGAUAAUUCCUUGAACCUUACCGAUGGAGAAAUCACAUACUUUAUCGAUAAAUUCAGUCAAUAUCAAACCAAUCUCAAUCAAUACCAACAACGAUUACAACCUAUAGAGACAGUUUUAACUACUUUGAACGACGAAUUGAGUAAGUUAUCGGAGAGUUUGAUAGAUUUACAUGCCAAAUCGACAGACUUGUCUAAGAAUCUUCAAAAUCACUCCAAUGUCAGUGAUAAAUUAAACCCUAUCAUUCUAGAUUUGAUAAUUCCUCCUGAUAUAGUGCAGUCUAUAAUGAACAGUCCGAUAAAUGAAGACUGGCUAGAGAAUUUAAGGUUCAUCAAUGAUAAAACUCAACUCAUUGAUUCCAUUGAAGAUGAAACUCUCGACCCACAACUAAUUGAAUUGUAUAAAGGUUCGAUUGCUUUCAAACAAUUGAAAGAUGGAUUACAUGUAUUGAUAGCCAAAGCUAUAGAGUCUAUACGUGAUCAUAUGAUCAAACAAAUCAAACUAUUAAGAUCAUCAAAUUCUCAAUCUUCCCAAGCACUUCAACAAAAAUUGUUACUUGUUAAAGAUAUAUGGCCAUUUUUAGAUAAAUACCAACCCAAGUUAGCUUCACAAUUGCAAUUGGCUUAUUUGUUUACUAUGAAAUGGUAUUACACUUCCAAAUUCUCCAAAUACUUGUAUGCUUUACAAAAACUCCAUAUACGAUAUGUUGACACCACCAUGGUAUUGAAUCAUAGCGAGGAGAAAGCAUAUUUUGCAUUGAAGAACUGGAUCCCUUCAUCUGUAGCCAGUUCUACCAGUCCAAAUCCCAAUUCGAAUGGAUUUCCUCAAACAAAAUUGACUUUCAAUGAAUAUCUUGGUUCUAUAGAUAAGAGAUUAGAAAUCUUAUCACAAAAUGAUCAUUCAAUGCCAGCACAAAUUGCCGAAACGACACCUUUUGGUUAUUGGAUAGAAUUUAUCUUCAACCAAUGGUUCCAAGCUUUGAUAGAUAAUGUCAUGGUAGAGUAUGUUUUCGUUGUAGAAUUCUUCUACCAGAGUGAUGAAAAAUUACAUUUAGUGGAGAUGCCUAAAAGUAUUGAUGAAAAAGAGCCCUUCAAGAAAGACUGGUCAUUGGUAGUGUUUGAAGAUAUUUAUAAAAUUGGUAAAGAUUUUGUUUCUUGGUUAAUAACUCAUCAACCAUUACUUUUCAACAAUAGAACCAUUUCCCAAUCAUAUAAUCGUUUACCGACGGGAAGUGCUGCUUCCACCACCAUUGGUAGUUGUGAUGCAUUCGGGGUAUUAUUGAUGAUCAGAAUGAUUCAAACCUAUUCUAAUCAAUUGCAUAAUAAAUUCCAUAUUCCUGUUUUAGAGGAUCAUAUAAAUUCGUUAUAUUUUGAACUUUGGCCUCAUUUCUCCAAGAUUAUUGAUUUAAACAGUGAGUCUUUGAAGAAAUCUAUCAUCAGAUUGACUAAUAACAACUUGGCUCCUACAAUCAUAACUCAACAAUAUGGACAGUAUUUAUCGGGAUUAUUGAAAUUAUGUAAUUCUGAGAAUAUCACUGGUGAACCAAUUGUUAAUUCUUUACUGAGGUUAAGGAACGAUUUCGAAAAUACAAUCACCAAGAUAACCAACCAGUUUAAGAAUCAAUCAGACAAAGAAAUCUUCUUAUUCAAUAAUUACUUCUUAAUAGUCAAUAUUUUGAAAAAUGAUAACGAUCAAGAGAAUGAUUUGGUACAAGAUAACAUAAAUCACUUUCAAUUACUUUGUGAUGCCUACAGGAAGUAG